Prorocentrum cordatum is the source of this 1629-nucleotide messenger RNA. Lineage: Eukaryota; Dinophyceae; Prorocentrales; Prorocentraceae. The record is from the annotation of a GenBank genome assembly.
AUGAUGGACCGCGCCGUGAGGCACGUCGAGGGCGGCGCCCUUGAGCAGGGGCCGCGGCCGGUGUGCCUCACGGACUGGCCCUGCCCCAGCUGCACGCACCACAACGACGCCGCCGCCAUGUCGUGCGAGGUGUGCAGCGCGGCCAGGCAAUGCGAGGGCGGCCCUGGCCCCGCCCAAGAGUCCAUGCAGUCGGGGGGCUCCCGCGGCUCCAUGGCGCAUCCAGCUGCACCGCGCCCUCCAGCACCGGCAAUUCCCUCCCCCGCUCUGCAGCCGACAAGCCCCCGCCACGUCGGUUCUGGCGACAACGAGCCCAGGGCGACCGCUGCCACUCUGGGCGGGGGUUCGGGCAGAGGGCGGCCGUCUGCCAUGUCCAACAUUGUGAGCCGGGUGGAUGUGGUCGACCAGGCCGUACACCGCCGCGCCCCACCUGGCGCAGCCGGCGCCGAUGUGUCUGCGGGCCGCAGCGCCGCCGACAGCGGCGGCAGCAUAGGUUUUGGGCUUGGGAGCGGCCGGGCGCUGGCAGGGCUGCGGGAGGCGUACCGGACAGAGGGCGCAGUGCGGGCCUGCGUGGGCGAGGAUGAGGUGUCCGCAGAGAGAUUUGGAGAAGCGCUUGAGGGCGGGCAGGAGGAGACCGCGGAGGACAGAGUGGUGGAGCACGCAGGAAUGGAGGCCGAGUGGAGCGCUGUGGCUGCAAGGACUGCCGAGAUGGCCGCGAUCGCCGAGCGGGCAAAGGCCAAUGCUGGCGUGGUGCGUCACCAGGAUGCCUCCGUGUCGAGUAUAGCCUGGCGCGAGGUGCACCAGUGGAUCCUGCAGGUGCGCAUACUCCCCGAAGUGCUCCAGCCGCUGCGUGAGGAGGAGAUGGAUCACGUACGUUGCGGCUGCAUGGCGCGCAGGCGAUCCGUGAGCGACGUUCCUGGGCUUGACCGGAAACUGAGUGCCGAGAAGGACCUUGUGCUCAUGAUGAAGAUGACCAAGUUCGAUUUCAAUGAGACCGUUCACGCACGCAUGCUCCGCACCAUGUACUUCAAACUCACCAGGAACAGGGUCUGUGGGGCGAUCGGGGGCCAUUGGGAGGUGAUGGGCUUCCAGCACACGGACCCGAGGACGGACCUCAAUCGAGCCAACGGCGUGUUAAACGUGAUUCACAUGUUCUCAUUCUACACGCGGCACUUCGAUAUCUUCAAGGGCGCCUUCACCCUGGCCCAGGAUGCCGAGCAGAACUACCCGCUCGCCUGCGUGUGUGUCAACAUCACGCAGAUGGUGAUGACUGCCUUCCUGAGCGGCGCGCUGUCGUCGCUGUGCAACUCGGGGGACCGUGGGGUGUUCGAUACGCUGUGCUGCGUCUUCGCGGGAGGCCUGUUCCACUUCUACUCCCAGUGGCGGAGCCAGAAGCGGACGAUCGGGGACACGGACCAGACCUUCAAAGAGGUCGAGCAGUUGGUGAACAGGAGGCCUGCCAAGCUCCUGGAUGCGCUGACCAAGGGUGCCGCGGAGCUCAAGGCGAGGUCGGACCCCUCGCGCCUGGAGUUCAGCAACCUCGAAUUCGGCGCCUCACGACAGGCGCAGCCACAGGCUGCCGGACCGCAGGGCGCCUUGCCCUCUCGGCUCAGGAACUACCAGCACGAGUAG